Candidula unifasciata is the source of this 2166-nucleotide messenger RNA. The record is from the annotation of a GenBank genome assembly. Lineage: Eukaryota; Metazoa; Mollusca; Gastropoda; Stylommatophora; Geomitridae.
AUGGAUCUUCUUUCUAGUUAUAAUGACGAUGCUUCAAAUAAUGAACAGGCUGUCACUGCCGAUGCGCCCCAAUCAACUGAAGCCGAAGACCUUCAGUCCGAGUGGGAAAACUUUGACAAAUCUGUAGAAUAUUCAAGACUCCCUGUCCACUCUGAAGCGUCACAGGCAGAUGGUGCCAACAAACAGCCAGGCAGAGAUUCUGUCAGCAAGCUGAACCAGUCAAAGACAAGCCUAGUGACUGAGAGUGAUGGUGAUGAUGAGUCCCACCUGCCUCCUGGUGUCAGGAAGAAGAACAGAUGCUACAGCAGCAGUAGCAGUUCAGAGGAUGAAGCAGCCAAAAAGAAGACAGGGAGUGAUUCGGAAUCAUCCAGUUCUGGUGACUCUGAUGCAUCGUCAAGCCACUCUAAGACUGGUGGGAAGAAAAAAAGUAGCAAGGAUUCCAAACCUCCAGUGUUGAAGAGGGAAACACCAGAGAUACAGUCAAAGAAGAGUCAGCGCAAGUCUCCAUCCAGAUCCUGUUCACGUUCUCCCCAGCGGAAGAGAAGACAUUCACGGGACAGGCGGUCUAGGUCUCAGAGUCGGCGCUCCACUAAGGAUGGACGGCACGACUCACGCCGCGCGAAGUCUAAGGAACGGAAGCGGUCGAAAGAACGAGAAAGCAGCAACAGGCAUAGAGAGACAAAGAGCAGGCGGAGCCGCAGUCGCGAGCGGCGGUCAGAGAGGGCUUCAAGAAGCAGCUUUGAUAAAAGCAAGAGAAGUCGAAGUAAAGAGAGGAGUAGGAGAAGCCGGAGCAAGGAGAGAAGCAAGCAAAGUCAGAGUAGGGAUAAGAAGAAGAGGAGCCUGAGCAGAGAAAAUGAAAGUGGAGAAAAGAGCAAAAGAAGUGAGAGCAAGGAAAGGAUUAGAAGUCAAAGUGUGGAGCAUUUAAAGAGUCCAGCUCUGGAGAACAGUAAGAGAGAUCCAAGUGAGGAGAAAGAAAAGAUUGAGGUUAGUCCAGGUGGGGAUCGAGACAAAAGAAGUCCAAGUAAGGAAAGUGUGAAAAGGAGUCCAAGUAAGGAGAAAGAUAUGGGGGUUGACAGUAAAGAAAGAAGUAAGAGAAGUAGAAGUCGGGAUAGGAGUAAGAGAAGUAAAAGCAAGGAGAGGAGCAGGAGAAGUAAAAGUAAAGACAGGAGUAGGAGGAGCCGGAGUAAAAGAAAUAAGGAAAGGAGUAAGAGAAGCCGAAGUAGAGAAAGAAGUAAAAGAAGUCGGAGUAAGGAUAGGAGUAAAAGAAGUAGAAGUCGUGAUAGAAGUAAGAGAAGCCGGAGCAGGGAUCGGAUUAAGAGAAGCCGAAGCAAAGAUAGGAGUAAAAGAAGCAGCCAGAGCAGGGAUAGGAGUAAGAGAAGUCGGAGCAAGGAUAGAAGAAGCCAGAGCAAGGAUAGGAUUAGGCGGGAAAGGAGAAGGAGUGACAGAAGUGCUAGUCCAGUGGAAGCCAAGGUGAUUAAGUAUGGAGAUAGGGUCAUCAAAGCGGGUGCUAGUUUUGGGCGACCGCCUCCCUCUAAGCCGAUGACUUUCAAGGAGAAGAUGAGACAGCAGCUGAUCAAGACCAUUGAAGAGGGUGGUGAUGUGUCACAAGCUUUUACAGACAAAGAUGGAACCGUCAUCUGCACGAGAACAGCAGGCACCCAGCAGAUACCUGCUGCCAAGACAGCACCUGUGCCUCUGAUGGCCAGCCUGGUGCCACCACCUCCUGGCCUGCCUACAGCAACAAUCACUGCAAAUGAAGCUGCCAUGCAGUCUAUGUUGGCCCUGCAGAAAGAGGCGACAGAAAAAACUGGGGUAGAAAUUCCAAAAUACUACAACCCCGCUGCCAUCAACCCUAUGAAGUAUGCUGAGCAGGUGCAAAAACGGAAACUUCUUUGGUCAAAGACAAAAGAAAAGGAUGUCAACACUCAGUGGAACACCACAAGCUUGUCCAGUGACCAUGACGACAAAUCGAAAGAAAAAUUCCGCAAACUUAUGGGCAUCAAACAGGAAACUGGUGACGGCGUAGACGACGACCAGGAUCUCAAGCAGAAAGAGCUAUUUGAAAAACUGGACAAGGAGUACCAGUUUGCCCGCAUGGCUACUCACACACACCGUGGAGUAGGGCUCGGAUUUGGAUCUAGUGGUUACCAACCACCUACAUCAUGA